GCAGCGUAUGCAUUCAUUUCUGUUGGGACGGCAAUGGAGUCAGCUUUGGAGGAGGUUGCAAAGCACUGCCAUGUGCAACUAAUGUUUUACACCCAGUGCGUUGAGAAGAACCCAACAAAUUGGGAAACAGUGUGCGCAAAGGAAAAGAAUGCGGUGACAAAGUGCGCGGAAGAAAACGUGGAAUCGCUCCGUCAAGUCAAACGCCGCUGUGCAGACCAGAUAAAAACCUAUCAGAAAUGUCUGGAAGAUAAUCCUUCUGAACCGUCAACAUGUGUGAAUGCGCUGCGGGCAUUGUAUGAAUGUCACAAUGCAGUUGCGACAGAGUCGGGCCAAGGUGCCUGAUCGGCGUAGCGGGGAUUAGGUAUUUUUAGAUUUUCCAUAGACGGGUUGCUUUGUUGCAUUGAAACCUCUGCAGCGACACUUUGGAUACACAUAGGGAAGAUUCGAGCUUUGUAGCAAACGCAUUGGCUGGAUAUUUAAGAUAGUCUUCUGCUCCGUAUUCAUGUAAUCACCAAAUCCAAUUGUUCAUAUCCACUGCUAUCGUCCAA
Spizellomyces punctatus DAOM BR117 is the source of this 548-nucleotide messenger RNA. RefSeq lists its product as uncharacterized. The transcript has 3 exons. The record is from RefSeq and is a predicted model, not a curated record. The coding region runs from base 34 to 342 and encodes 102 amino acids. NCBI's taxonomy places the organism in Eukaryota, Fungi, Chytridiomycota, Chytridiomycetes, Spizellomycetales, Spizellomycetaceae.